UCGUCCCGAGCGGCUCUCCCCCAGGCCCGGCGCCCCCAUUCGGGUUCCAGGGCUCACACCGGCCCAAUCCAGGCCCCCCUCCGUUUUCUUCUUUCUUUUUCCGGCCAAAAUAGGUUUUUCUUCCCAGUGGUGUCCAGUGGCCUCGGAGCUCCAGAAACGUUCGGGUGAGCUUCUCCCAACAUGUAGAAAUGGGGCUCUGGAAACGGAGUCCUCGAGAGCUGCCCUCAGGGCUCCAGGGUGCCGGCUUGUGCGUUCCUUUUUAACUUUCUGAAGUGUCUCCUCAAAGUCACUGCCACCCGAGGUGCCAUGGCACCCAAGCCAUGGGGUGAGUGGAGCAUGGCCCUGUCCCACCUGGCGCUGGGAGUGGUGUCUCUGCAUGCAGCCCUGAGCACUGCCCAGGCAAGUCGAGGGGCUGCUGCUGGCUUCCUGCUCCAGGCCUUGGCUGCUGCCACCAUGCUGGCUCCAGGGCUAGGCACAGAUGAAGAUUGUCUUGCUGGAGCCUGGGUGGCCACUGUCAUUGGCCUGCCCCUUCUGGCCUUCGAUUUCCACUGGUGUACUAACGGUCACUUGAUGUGCGCUGGCUGUUUUAUCCACCUACUAGCAGAUGCCCGGCUGAAGGAGGAGCAGGCCACAUGCCCCAACUGUCGUUGUGAGAUCAGUAAGAGCCUCUGCUGCCGCAACCUGGCUGUGGAGAAAGCCGUGAGCGAGCUGCCCUCCGAGUGUGGCUUCUGCCUGCGCCAGUUUCCCCGCUCUCUCCUGGAGAGGCACCAGAAGGAGGAGUGCCAAGACAGGGUGACCCAGUGCAAGUACAAGCGAAUUGGCUGCCCGUGGCACGGCCCCUUCCAUGAGCUGACUGUGCAUGAGGCCGCCUGUGCCCACCCCACCAAGACGGGCAAUGAGCUGAUGGAGAUCCUGGACGAGAUGGACCAGAGCCACCGCAAGGAGAUGCAGCUCUACAACAGCAUCUUUAGCCUGCUGAGCUUCGAGAAGAUCGGCUACACAGAGGUCCAGUUCCGGCCGUACCGCACGGACGACUUCAUCACGCGCCUGUACUACGAGACACCGCGGUUCACAGUGCUGAACCAGACGUGGGUCCUGAAGGCGCGAGUGAACGACUCAGAGCGCAACCCCAACCUGUCAUGCAAGCGCACGCUGUCCUUCCAGCUGCUCCUCAAGAGCAAGGUCACGGCACCCCUGGAGUGCUCCUUCCUGCUGCUCAAGGGCCCCUAUGACGACGUGAAGAUCAGCCCUGUCAUCUACCACUUCGUCUUCACCAAUGAAAGCAACGAGACGGACUACGUGCCACUGCCCAUCGUGGACUCCGUGGAGUGCAACAAGCUGCUGGCCGCCAAAAACAUCAACCUGCGGCUCUUCCUCUUCCAGAUCCAGAAGUAGGCGCCGCUGCGCUGCCCACACCUGCCUGGCCACGGCUUUGCAGUGCUGUCUGACCAUUUCAGCAGAGGAGGAACAGACGGGAACACAGGAAAGUCUGCAUGCGUGUGCGAAGGUGUGAGCGCUCACCACCUGGCCCUCCACCUGCCUCCCUGUCCAGGGCACGGAGGCUGGUUCAGGGUCACCGCAAGGCGAGCUCAGCAGACUUGCCGGCCUCUGCCACUCGGCGAAGCGCCUCACCUGCCCUGGGCCGCACACAGCUCCUGGGCCGGGCUCGGGCGCUGGCUUCAGACAGCAUAUCUGAUUGCAAUUAAAAAGGCACCUUGUUUCCUACUUUCUGUUUUGUUCAAGGGUAAGGCGUGGCUGUGAUUGGACAGCGGGGAAACUUUGGUGGGCCUGGGGGUCAGAGCCACUCAUCCCUCAGCGUGCCCCUAGGAGACAUGGAGAUGCUGCUUCCUCCACCAUGGGCCCCAGCAGGGGAGUGGACAGGGGCAGGGGUCUCAUAACAGCCUCAGCGCACCCCCCAGCCACUCCAGGGAGGCAGGACUUGGCCACCUGGACUCAGCGGAUGUUUCGGAAUGCAGGGUGAAAUUCUGUCUCUUCCCAGGAAAUAAAUGAAAUUCUUUAUAGGCUCCUCUGUAAGUUAUGCAAAUUUAGCAAGAGAGAAUCUAUUUUCUGUAUUCAGCUUUGAGGGUGAAACACCCCAAGGCUAUGAGGAAAGCUCUGGGAGCCACUGGUGAUGGCAGAGCCUGGCUGGUUGAGGGUCAGGUAAGCCAGCUGCCCCAUGCUCUCGGAACCCGUUGCUAGUCCUGUGUCUGGGACCCACUGUGAAGGUCAGCGGUCCCUUCCUAGCCUCGACUUUGCUGCCCCUCCCCCCCCCCACCUCCCGCACAAGCACACACACACAUACACACACACACACACCCUCCCAGGCCUCACGACCCUGCAGCCCGGCCCCAGUGAGCAUGCCGGGUGUGUGGGCCUCGGGGUACGAGCAGCCCUGUCUGGAGGAUGCUGGGACCCUCAUAGCUACUGGAGAGGGCCUCCCCCACUUUGCUAAGGAGACACGGCUUUUCAUUGUUUCGAUACCAAAGAACCGUUUCCUUUGCCCCCGGUCAGGCCCACCCUGUGCCUCAGAGCAGUCCCAUUGCUCUGACCCCACAGGGCUCCGUGGGCAGUGCAGCCACAGCUUGGCCUCUCAGGCUCCUCCCUCUCCUGGCCCGCCACUCGGUUCCCCUGCCAGGCUGGCUCCCCGAGUUACUCUGAGGAAACUAUUUGGCUUCCUGCUCCAAGCCCAGGGCAUGGGGUUUGGGGGCGGGGGGGGGACGCUCUCCUGCAGAUGGCCUGGUCGGUCACUGAGGGUACCAGGAGGCACUCUACAAAGGACCCCACUGCAGCCCCUCCACCCCCUUCGAUCUCAAUUUGAACACACCCUGGGGUCGGUCCCACUGUCCUCAGGCUGCCCCCCACCUGGUGGACGAAAAGGAGACUUUCAGGUAGAUGCAUGUCACAUGUCCUGUGUGUAGGAGAUUGUGCUGUGUCACCGCAUCUCGGCCUCUCUUAGGGACCGACAUCCUCUCUAGUUUCUGGAUUUCCAGGUGAUGGUGUUGUGAGGGCAUCCAGGCUGGGAUGGGGCUUCCCAGUUAGUUGUACCUGGGUGGUUUGUGUGAGAUUGAGUCAACAGAGGGAAGCCCCAGUGGCUCUCCUGGGGGCGGGGGGCAGGGUGGGAGAGGGCAGGUUUCUGUGUGCAAGUGAAGGAAGGUAUAUGGCUGCUUGAGACCAACAGCCUUCUGUGUGUGGCAGAAGGGUCCGCUACACACGAGGGCUUACAGCCCACAUUGCCUGCAGCCAAGGGUGGGUGAGGAAGUGGGACUGCGCCCAGAGAGCCCUCCUUGUAGGAGGUACAGGUAUGUCUGGGUUGCCCAAGAGGACUGCUAACACAUCCCAGUCCUGUGAUGUCACCUUGCAGCCCAGGGCAGCCAGGAACCCUGGUGAGUUUCAGCUUCCAUGGGGUUGCCACAAACCUGUGGCAUCAUCUCUCUGGGCCAUUGAUUUACAGAGACACCAGUGGCCUGUCUCCAGGACCCCCUGCCAUCUUGGCAUCCUGACCUGAGCAGGUGGAAGUGCCACCUCUGCGGCUGUGGGGGCAGCCGGGCAGCGCAGACCCAGCUGCCUGCUCCUUCUCAACCCCACUCCCUGCGAACACUCCAUUCUCAGUUCACCUAAAGUGAGACAUUGCAAAGGUAAUAAAACUAAUUUUUUAA
Myotis davidii is the source of this 3656-nucleotide messenger RNA. RefSeq names its product cysteine/histidine-rich 1 (gene ZFTRAF1). Bases 307 to 1395 code for a protein of 362 amino acids. Gene Ontology annotation, cellular component: nucleus. The record is from RefSeq and is a predicted model, not a curated record. The transcript is spliced from 5 exons. NCBI's taxonomy places the organism in Eukaryota, Metazoa, Chordata, Mammalia, Chiroptera, Vespertilionidae. Gene Ontology annotation, molecular function: zinc ion binding.